AUGCCAAACAACAGUUUUUCUUUCUGGGCAACAAAAGAUGACAACAAGCCUGAUUUGCUCUGUGGGAGACCAGCCGAUUACUUUGUGGUCCAAAAGCAUUUCACAAUCAUGAUAUGUGCUACUAUUGUUCUGGGAGGGCUUUCGAAGAUGGUUUUAAAGAAUUCUGAGGUCUUUGUCUUGAUGAUUCUCUCCCUGUCAGGAUUUGUGACAGGGCAGCUGGCUUACCAUUUUGUUGAGGUGCACCAAAUUGUUUACCCUCUUCUAAAAACACCAAGUUUUUCACUUUAUUGUUAUUUUUUACCUUUAAUUGUAUUUGUGGCUGCUUUGGACGUGGACUUUUAUAUAGUCAAGAACGUGUUAUGGCAGGUCUUGUUAAUGGGAAUGAUUAGCUUUGGUACGGCGUUUGUCAUCAUUGCAUAUGUGGUUUUCAAAUUCAAUAAAGAUUCAUGGGAUCUGCAGUGCUGUUUACUCUUCAGCAUCACGCUGUGCUUAAUAGAUCCUCUCCAUUCCGUCAACUCGCUAAAAACGAUUGGCAUUUCUAAGAUGUACACUGACAUCAUCAGAGGAGAGUCCUUGAUCAUUUGUAGUUUCACGUGCAUAUUCUUUGGGAUUUUUCGGGGCCAUACAACUAAUGUUUCCAUGUUCAGGGAGUUACAUGUAAUCAUUGGACUCACCCUUGAUAUUUUUGGGAGCACAAUAUGUGGAUAUUGGUGUACCAGAGUCAUUCAGAUUAUACUGACCGACAUUUUCAGCAACACGCUGACUAACGUUGUUCUGUGUUUUUCACUGGUGUACAUGACUUUCUACCUCGUGGAAUAUUUCGGAAUGUCGGGCAUUAUUGCUUUGGUCACGGUAGGCCUGAAUUUAGAUUCACUAAGCUUUAAACCGCGGAUGGAGUUCAUAAUUACAAAGUUCUUAAUAAUGUGUUCAUCUGCAUAUGAACAUUUAAUCUAUGGUUUCUUUGGCAUUGUUGUUGGCUGUGGGGAAAUCAAGUAUUUCAGAUUUCACUCCUUAGUUUUUACUGUCAUCUUAUAUAUAACAGUGAACUUUGCAAGGUUGCUCACUGUUAUUGUAGUGAGCCCUAUUUUGAAGCAUUCAAGUUAUGAGUAUGAUUGGCGAUGGGGACUUGUCAUCACAUGGUCUGGAAUUAGAGGCGUUUUUAGCUUACUCUUGGCUCCUGAUAUUUAUAAUUUUUCUGAAAGUAAAGUAGAGGCACCACAUAUGUUUAUAUUCUAUAUACAAGUAAUAUCAUUAUUGACAACAGGAAUAAAUUCACACAUGAUGCUUCGAUCAGCCAAGACAUUAGGUUUGUGUGCUCUCUCCCUCCCAAGACAAAUUGCUGUUCAAAAUGCCAUUCAACACAUACAGCAGAUUAUACGGAACACAAUAACUUUAUAUAAGACAGAAAAAACUUUGACAAACGUUAACUGGGAUGUAGUAGAAGAAAAAGCAGAUAUCGAAUACAAUCCUACUCACACUGUUCCGAUUACCCAUAUUCUCCAUGGUUCAAAAGAGGAAUUUGCAACAGAUGAAGUCUUAAUAGAACAGGCCAGAUUGCAUGUAGCUAUAAUACAAAUGAGCAGCUUUGAAAAGCAAUGUAACGAUGGAACCCUUGGCGUAGAGGCAGCCCGAAUACUAAUUGGUGCAACCAAAAGCUACUGCCCCAUCCAUGGAAAAUUCAUGAGUAUUUCUGAUGUUUCAACUUAUGUGAGAGAUAGAAGUUGGCUUAUAAAGUUUAAAAACAUGUUAACUUAUUUGGAAUAUCACAAAGAAAAGAUACUUUUCACUGUACCUGGGGAUAAUAAGUUUCUGAUUUUUGUCUAUCGCACUAUAAUUUCAGAAGAAUUUGAAUAUGCAACAUAUGUUGUAACAAUAAUGUAUAUUUUCCCUAUGAUAAUACAUAUAUGGCCAACUGCAAGAGAGUUAAAUGUAUCGGCACUGAUAUCCAUAAACUACUAUUUUAUGUUUUUAUAUACAUUAGAAUCAGCACUGAAGAUACUAAUUUUAAAAAGGAAAUAUUUUCUUCAUAAUUGGAAUAAUUUGGAUUUUUUCAUCAUAGUUAUUGGAAUCAUUGAUAUAUUAUGCCUGCACUUUGUCAAGCUGAAACCACACAACUUAGUUCUCAUCCAGUUUACAGUGGUAAUAGGAUAUUUUAGAAUAAUUAGGUUUCUUCCUAUCUUCAAGAUUAUAAUACCAAUAUUAAUAAAUAUGACAGACGUACAGAUCAAAAAGAGCCUCAGCUUGAUGUACAGUAUCACAAAAGGCUAUGUCAAAAGUCAGGAAGAUGCCAAACUUUUGGUCAGGCAAAUUUCUGGCCGUGAAUCAGUCUAUCAGAAACUAUAUGACAUUUUAGAGAAAAACAAACGAGAGGCUAUUAAAGAACUAGGACUCAUAGAGCAUGAAGGCCGUGAUGUUGUCAUUGCUCUGAAGACAAAGCAGGCAAUCCGCAAUGUGAUUGCUAAAGCCCUGAAAAACCUCACCUUCCUCUGGUCAAGAGGCAUCAUUGAUAAGCACAAGGGCAUUGAGAUGAAUAAGGUACUUCUUACAAAAAUCAAAGCCUUGAAUAACUUUCCAAUGGCAAUCCCGCCUCCAACCCCUGACAAAUACCUACCUAACAUCAUUUGGUUGGAAAAUAAAGAUGUCCUCAUUGAGUUCUUCAAGAGAAGAACUAGACUCACCUAUUUCGACUAUGGUGAUAUCAUCUGUAGAGAAGGUGAAAUGUCACAAGGAAUCUUCUUAAUUAUUUCAGGAAUGGCUAGUUUGCAUAGCUCAUCUCCCACCUUUGGGAUAGAAGCAAGCCAGAGGACUGACAGACAGUUCAAGUCUAUGUACACAGAGUACUGUACCAGUGGGGAUGUUCUUGGUGAACUAAGCUGUUUGCUUAAGCGCGAAGUUGAUUAUACUGCCAUCUGUGAAACUACUUUGCAGGCCUUCUUCAUCCCCUUGGAGGAUAUAUAUGAAGGUUUUGAUGUCUUCUGGCCAUCUCUGGAAUAUAAAAUAUGGCUCAAGCUUGCUCUUAAUAUUGCGAAUCAGUAUUUUGAAUCAAAUGUUGCUGGUGAGGAUUUAAACUUUCGUAAGUGUGUGACAUCCAAUCACGCAUAUGUGGAGACUCUGUCAAGCUAUAAUGAAAUGACUCUUAAUCAUGUGACCACGAAACUCGUUAUUCUUGUGUACGGCCAUGUAAUUGAUAACAAAACGAAAGAAUCACAUGUUGCACCCAGCAUUAUUCCUAAGUCCUGUGAGCAGAUCCAGGGAAUUUCAGAUGUAAGCAAGCUUCUGCUCAUCCCAACAUCUGAGCCUGUCACAAAUGAUGAGACCUCCCAUGCCAUGGUCAACACUGGUCUUCGAACGACCAAGAAAGACUAUAACUGGAAGAGGAAAGAAGAGGUGGAAAGUGGACAUCUCUUUAGAAAGACGUAUUAGCAAGACAGCUAUGGUGUGUGGAGUCAGGUAAAGGUGGAGCUGACACCCGUGCACUAAUGUUGACUUAGGAACUGCUCAAACUGUUUCCUGCUGCAGUUAUUUUAGAACCAAUUAGUGGAUGGCUACCAACACUUCAGACUUUUAGUAGUUGCAUUAUACUUGAGAUACUCAAAAAGUCUUCAGGAUACUAUGAAAUUCUUUAACGCCGAGGGAAGGACCCCUUCCCCUGACUUAACACAAGUGGUGGCAAAGUUAAGUUGGCAAGUGAGAUGUGCAGUUAAUGUGGAAGUCCAAAGCAGAAUACUUGUGAAACUGCUGUAAUUAAUGCACCUCGGACACUUUGUAUCUACCUUCUCUAAUUUAGUAUGUGCUGAAAAAUGGGAAAAUGUUCCGGUGUCUUGGUUACUGAAAGCAAAGUCUAGGAGAAAUCAACAUUCUUACAUUUCAUAGUCCUGUUUGACAUAACUUUCUAUUUUAUUUUUAAAAGCCAAAUAAAGUUUAAUGUUAUGGUCAAUGAACAACUUUUGAGAACCCAUUAUUCUUUAUCAUUUCAACCAGACUGAGAAUAGGAUAGUUUUGGGAAAAUCAUAAUAGAGGUAACAACAACAACAACAAAAGUGUGGUAGAAAAAGUUGACCUUUCAAACCUCAGGGCAGGUCCUGAGUGGCCUUCACUAUGUCAGGAAAUGCCAGGAAUGACUGUACACUACAGAAACCUGAGUGCACUUGACCACAGAGGUUCAUUUUUCUGAUGUAACAUGUCUGCAAAGAGGUAGAGCAGGCUGGUGCUGCCACUCGAGUGUCAUGGGCCAAGUCCCUUCUAGUGUCCCACUCCUUCACCCUUGUCCUUGUCCUCUCUUGUUAGAAACACCUGUAAAGAUCUUCCAUUCUAGAUGGAAGGCUGCCUAGUUUUAAUAGUCAGUUUGCCUCAAUGUAUCUGAGGAGCUUCAGUUGAGGAUUACCUAGAUCAGGUGGACCUAUGGGCAUGUUUGUGGUGGGGAUUGUCUUGACUAUUAAUUGAUGUCGGAAGAUCACUAGCCUGUUGGGGAUGGUACCAUUUUAUGGGCUGGGCCCUGAACUGUUUAAGAGUGAAAAAAAAUAUAAGCAUCAACCAAGCAAAGAUGAAUUUAUUCUUUUUGCUCUCGAUUGUGGAUGCGACGUGACCAGUUCUUGCUUGGUCUUCCCCCAAAUGAUGGAUUAUGUGGAUGCGACGUGACCAGUUCUUGCUUGGUCUUCCCCCAAAUGAUGGAUUAUGUCCUAGAACCGGAAGUGAAAUAAACCCU
Molecule: messenger RNA, 4705 nt
Organism: Onychomys torridus (southern grasshopper mouse)
Lineage: Eukaryota; Metazoa; Chordata; Mammalia; Rodentia; Cricetidae
Gene: Slc9c2
Product: solute carrier family 9 member C2 (putative)
Exons: 27
Coding region: 1-3423 (1140 amino acids)
Biological process (GO): proton transmembrane transport
Cellular component (GO): membrane
Molecular function (GO): sodium:proton antiporter activity; monoatomic ion channel activity
Source: RefSeq, a predicted model, not a curated record